GAGUGAAAUUGGGUUAAAAAAAACCCCAUGUUAUUGGAAUAAUACUAAUAACCAAAGGGGUUGAUUCCCCCUCCCUCUCCUCCUUUGAAAAUUUUCCAAUUUCCCAUUCCCCAAACAGACAGCUCUGUCUUCCUUCUUGUCUGGUUGGUCUUUAUAGAUACUGUGUCAGAGAAAAGUUUGAGAUUUUAUCAUUUGGGAGAUCAUUUCUGAGCACUGGCCCCCUUGUGUCAGAAUAUCAAAAUCUCUCCUCAAUUCUUUCCCCAUCCCUUCCGAAAAGGGGAAAGCCCCCCGUACGUUUGUUAGUUAAUAUCCAUCUACUCAUAUCAAAGGAAACCCUAGUUAUUUUUAUAGUAGUAACAUGGAUUUGCACAACUUGAACCCUAGCUCUCUUAAAUCCAGGUUCACCACAAGGUUCCUUCGUGCUCUUACUGAAAUCAAUGCCCGAAAACCCAUCGCAUCGUCUUCUUCUCCCAGGGAGAUCUUCCAACGUUACCGAAGAAUCAAGGAUGCAGCCGACACGUCCAUGGCUUACUCUGUUAGGUCCAGGAGAACUUGGAGUAAGGCAACCCUUUGGAGGCUCCGAACCCCCUCACACCGUCGACGAUUAGCCUCUUUCGGCCGAAGAUCGUCGCUCAAUAAGACCCGUACCACUACCACGGCAUCUCAUCGGGGGGCCGUCGUCGUCCAAAUAACGAGCCGUGGUGGUGGGCUGGGUGUUCAAUUGGAAGAGCUAAGAGAGCUUGUUCCAGGUGGUGAAGCCAUGGAUUUAUGCAACUUGUUGGAUGAAACUGCGCAUUACAUAAAGUGUCUUACCACCCAGGUACAGGUGAUGAGAACAAUCGCCAAUCUCUACUCUCUUGAGUAAUAUAUAUAAAUAUACAUAAAUCAAGAGGAACAGAUCGUUGAAAUGGGAAACUAUUCAUAUGCAGAGAUGAAUUGUCUAAGAUGGUAAGUAUUUGUAUUUUCUGUAGAGAUGAAUCAGAGAGGAACUUGCAUAAUCUGUGUGGGAUACUACGAUUUUCUUUUACAAUAUAGAGGUUUAAUCCCACUAUUUGAUUUCCUUCUGUA
Hibiscus syriacus is the source of this 1068-nucleotide messenger RNA. RefSeq names its product transcription factor IBH1-like. The transcript is spliced from 2 exons. NCBI's taxonomy places the organism in Eukaryota, Viridiplantae, Streptophyta, Magnoliopsida, Malvales, Malvaceae. Gene Ontology annotation, biological process: regulation of DNA-templated transcription. Gene Ontology annotation, molecular function: protein dimerization activity. Bases 359 to 865 code for a protein of 168 amino acids. The record is from RefSeq and is a predicted model, not a curated record.